AAAAGUGGGGAGCAAACUUUAUUGUAAGAGAGCAUAUGGUUUUGCAUGAAAGAAGAAGAUAAAACAAACCACCACCAUCAUCAUCAUCAUAUCACCACCACCACCGCCACCCAUUCCACUAUCCUGCCGAUUCGAUUACUUAAUAACACGUUCACAUUCCCACCUACUACUUAGAACCUACUAGAAAGCUAAUAACCAAUAUAAUAGUAUGUAACAAAUUCUUCCCUCAAUGCCUAUAAAUACCGCCAUUAAUUCCCAUUCAUUCCUCACCACUAUCAUAAUAACCAAUUAAGCAAGUUAUCUAGCUUCUUAUAUAUAUAUUUUACUGAAACUAGUGAAAGUUUGAAUCUUCUGGGAGUUUGGAAUGGCUUAUUCCAGGUUAAUAGGAGCGGUGUUAGUGGCUCUGCUGUUUGUUGACCUUGUUUUUGCGGCGAGGGUGGGGAUAACGGGAGGAGGAGGGGGCGGAGGGGGAGGGAAGGGAGGGGGAGGGGGUGGUGGGGGUGGACAGUUGGGGUAUGGGUCGGGUUAUGGGUCCGGGGAAGGGUCGGGGUAUGGUGAGGGUGGUGGUGAUGGGGGGUAUGGGAAGGGUGGAGGCGGUGGGGGAGGUGGUGGGCAAGGAGGCGGCGGCGGGGGAGGCUAUGGAGGGAUAGGUAGUGGUUCCGGGUACGGGUCAGGGUCGGGUGGCGGUGAAGGGUAUGGGUCUGGCGGCGGAAAUGGGAAGGGUGGAGGUGGUGGGAGAGGCGGCGGAGGUGGCGGCGGUGGAGGGUCAGGGAAUGGGUCGGGUUAUGGAUCCGGGUACGGGAGUGGCGGCGGGUCUGGAUAUGGAAGCGGCGGCGGGAAAGGGCGGGGAGGUGGCGGAGGUGGAGGAGGUGGUGGCGGCGGAGGAGGAGGCGGUGGUGGCGGCAACGGGUCUGGGUAUGGGUCGGGCUAUGGGUCAGGAUACGGCGGCGGAAACGGUGGCGAUUGAAACUACUAAACUACAUACAAAGUAGCGAUAUGAUGUGAUGGAGAUUGGAAGCAGUUUAUAUUUUUUGUUGAAUUACACGUAUAGUAUGUGUUUGGUACGGAUGGCUGCAUGCAUGCAGAUUUAGUUAAUGAAUAAAUUGCAUGGCUAUUGGGAAGCUUCGCCACCUUGGAUCAUCGCUUGUUAAAGUGACAAUGGUAGUGAACUUUGCAUAUGCCAUGGAUAGAUAUAUGUGUAAUGAUCUGAUGAAUACAAUUCUGAUCUUUUUUAUUAUCAUCCUCUAUGAUUGAUCUAUAAUUAUUGAAUGAAUC
Ipomoea triloba (trilobed morning glory) is the source of this 1275-nucleotide messenger RNA. RefSeq names its product glycine-rich cell wall structural protein 2-like. The transcript has a single exon. The record is from RefSeq and is a predicted model, not a curated record. Lineage: Eukaryota; Viridiplantae; Streptophyta; Magnoliopsida; Solanales; Convolvulaceae. The coding region runs from base 365 to 967 and encodes 200 amino acids.